AUGGCCGAACCCGAACAUAUUCCCCCUAUCCCCGAGAAAACUGAGCCGGCCGAGCACCAUGUGGGGAAAGCUCCAUCGGCGCGGACCUCAUGCGCGAAGCGACAACUGCUGGGUGUCUUGACAUCAACGGAUGUGAUUAUCCGCCGAUUAGACAAACUACUUUCGAAUGCGGACGGACAAGAGAGAGUCCUCGCGACAAUCAACUAUGUGGCCUCCAUGCUACACCAUCUCACAGCAUCCGCCCCCUGGAUCGCAUUCCAAACCCGGCUAAGCCUCCUCGCCCGAUUAAAAGGCCGCACGCCUCCGAAGAACCUCACCCCCGCAUCCUCGAAAUCGAAGUUCGCGGCCCUCUGCACACUCGCCUCGGAGACGAGAUACAACCUCCGGCUCUUCGGCCUUCUUCCGCUAUGGAUUUGGGGCGCAGACACGCUGCGAUCCCCGCCCGCAGACCCAAUCCUCCACGCCCUGACCGUGCUCCAGGUCAUUUCGAACGUGUUCUACCAGCUCCUCGAGAAUGUGGCCUACCUCGCCGGCAAGGGGGUUGUCUCAAAGCGCUUCGUGGAUAAAUAUGGUGGCAUCGCUAAGUGGGAUAUCUGGAGUACUCGGGGGUGGUUUGGACAUAUCUUCUUCCAGUUCUUCGUGCUCUGGCGCGAGAGUGUACUGCGGAGACGGCGGGUCGCUGCGCAGCGUGAGGCUGCCGGUACCAUUGAGACCAAGGAGACCAAAGCGGAGGAUAGUGAGGCACUGCGCUUGGAGAUCCGUGCUUGGCGCAAGAGCUUGGUUAACAACGCUAUUUGGGCGCCCUUGUGUCUUCACUGGUGUCUGGAGAAGGGCAUCGGUAUUCCCGAGAGCCUGACUGGACUUAUCAGUUUUGGUGCUGGCGCUUGGAGCUUGCAUGACCACUGGGUCGGAACGGCCAAGGCAUAG
Messenger RNA from Penicillium arizonense, 927 nucleotides. RefSeq lists its product as uncharacterized. NCBI's taxonomy places the organism in Eukaryota, Fungi, Ascomycota, Eurotiomycetes, Eurotiales, Aspergillaceae. Gene Ontology annotation, cellular component: peroxisomal membrane. Bases 1 to 927 code for a protein of 308 amino acids. The transcript has 2 exons. Gene Ontology annotation, biological process: peroxisome fission. The record is from RefSeq and is a predicted model, not a curated record.